AUGAGCGCUGAUGUUGCUCAUGACGCUCGCCUUUCGUGGUCCGCAUCCAUGAGCGGCAACGAACCCAUUGGUGGACUUUCAUUUCCCACAGCUGCAAAACCGCGCCUGGUCCAGCGCUACAAUGUGUUACCAAUGCAUAAUUCAGGUUGGCACCAAGCCCAAUCUGCAGUCUUUCCGAAUAAUCCUCAAAGUAUUCCUCGGGCAGAGAAUACCUUGAGAAGAAAGACACCGAAUGGCACAUUGAAUGCUGGCUACGAUGCUUCUGUAGAGGACCUGAGCCAGCCUCUCAAACGCCAGUUGCUGCCUCUGAGCGAAGCCAGUGCAUUGGCUCCCAUAACAUUCGCAGCUUCCGCGAAUGGCAAGCGCACGUUUCUGGAGCAUGAGCGAGCGCUCCAUCAACAGCAGUCGGCCGUGCAGGGACAGCUUCCCGGCUGGUCCGGUUCUGCAAGCGUAUCUUUCCCAAAUGGUCAGCCGAUGUAUGAUCGGUCUGUCGACUCUUAUUCAACCUCGCAUUUUGAUCCCCAUUUAAAGCAAAGGAUGGGCGGCCACCCGUACCAACAACAGACUGUACCGAGCGUCAUGCAGCCAUCACUGCAGCAUCUCGGCCCGACGGCUUCAGGAGGUCAAGCCUCUGGUCCAUAUGGCCCUUACUGGCAUGAUGGCACCUUUCUUCCCUAUAGGCCGGCUGCCAUCCAUGAUCCUCGAUUUUAUCCACAGCCUGCCGCAAACACCACCAAUAAAUUAUCGCACAACUCCGCUGCAUACUCAGGCUAUGUUUGGCAACAAGAUCCGCGCCUGGCGCAUUCGCCUAGCAUAGCCCAGCGACCAGAUGAAAGCACAAUUUCCACAUUUCACACAGCCAGGCUGGGAGUGGAGAUUCCGGCUGCCUCACUUGACUAUGGUUCUACGUCCGCGAAUGGCAUGCACCGGGACAAGAUAUUCUCGUGGGCGCUUCAACAAUACAAGGAGCUUUUGGCCUAUAUCCAUCACAACCGACAAAGUCAAGGUCAACCACGUAGCGCUCAGCGACCUAGUUUCUAUCCCCGGCCUCCACGGCCGACGGCGAAGUCACCGAUAUCAAUGAACACGCAAUCUCGGCAGAUCUAUGACGAGGCCACGAAGGGGCUGCAAGUAGAUCUACAGCCAUCGAUACCAUCUGCGAAAGCUUUCAUCAAUCGUGACGAGACACCACCAUCGCGCGCUCUUGUCGCCCUCCAGCAGAUUGAUGUGUUUUGCCAGAAAGAUGGUUGGCGAUGGGUUGAUGGAAUGCAGCUUGGAGGUUGUCUAGCGUAUGGAUUGAAUGACCACUCGAAAGCUCAAGUCUGGUUCAGGAGGGUGCUCGACAAAGACCCCAAUCAUCUCGAGGCCACGUCAAAUCUGGCCGCCACGAUGCUUGCACUCGGUCAGAGGCGUGAAGCGGAACAGCAUUGGAUGAAAGUCGUCAAAGUCGCACCGACGUAUUUCGAGGCCGUGGAGCAUCUUGUUGGCCUGCUAUGUAAUGAGCAAAGAAGCAAAGACGCUAUCAAAGUGGUAGAGUAUGUCGAGCGAUCCCUACGACAGCGCCAACCCUCAGAUCAACUCAAGGUGCUUGACCGCCAGAGCGAAUGUUCAUCUUCAACCGCCAGCCGGUCACCCCGUAUAUCAGAGCUUUCCGAGACAAUCACGUACGAUUACGAUCUGGACGGGGACAGCUUCGUGAACGAUUCUCGUGAUACCUCCUUUUUCUCGCAAGCCGGAUUCGGCACGAGUGGAUACGCAAUUCCUGGAAGCGAAAAUGGACGCAUGCUAGCUCUCAUUCACGCUAAAGGCAACAUGUUAUACGGUGUUGGUGACAAUGGCGGCGCGGCCAGCGCGUUUGAAGAGGCAGUUUUAAUCGCUACAGGACGGAAAUUCGACAACAUUCAGAGCUUGGUGGAAAUGGUCUUGAAGGUUGUAUCUGCAACUCUACGGCAGCGUCCUCAGCACGCAGGUGCCACCUCAGCUCUUACUACAGACCCUGUCCUAUUGUCGCCAGAAGAAGCCCUCAAUACUGCAAAGCUUUGUUUCUUGCCCCAUGGAGAGCUCCCUGGACUCGUGCAUAUAGCUCACAACAGUCUUGCACGCAAAGCAAUUGUCUCCACGACCAGCAAUUCGCUGCUAUCUCUCGCAAAGAUUUUUCAAGAUGGGAUGUCUAACCCGAGUAGAUCAAUUGGUGUUCGCCCUCUAGCUCACGGCGUGCGAGAUAUUCUCGCUCUGUAUUACAUGUCGCUCGCUCUUCAACCCAGCCCUUCGACUGCGAACAAUGUCGGGAUUCUUCUGGCGAGUGUACAACAAGUGACAGCAACAGUCCCGCCGGGGCAGCGAUCUGAGAUUCCUGGCGUUUUACCAGGCAGUGGUACUGCCCUAGCUCUCUCUUAUUACAACUAUGGCCUACAGCUAGACAAACACCACGCUCACUUGUACACCAAUUUGGGUAGUCUCUUGAAGGACAUCGGUCAACUGGACGCUGCGAUCAACAUGUACGAGCGAGCAGUCCAAUGCGAUGGAAAUUUCGACAUAGCCCUUGCGAAUCUCGCCAAUGCUGUCAAAGACAAAGGCCGCACUAGUGAUGCAAUCAUGUAUUACAAGCGGGCCGUUAAGGUCAGUCCCGACUUCGCAGAAGCAGUCUGUGGGUUGGCAAAUGCGUUGAAUUCCGUCUGUAGUUGGCAGGCUCGGGGUGGAAUCGUGGGCGAUUGUGGUCGUCGCGAUCGUUGGCAUGUCGACCCAAACGGCAUGCUUUUGGACGCGACCAAAGCUGGGGCUGUUGGCUCGGGCUGGAUCAAGAGGGUCGUGGACAUCGUUGAAAAGCAGCUAUCUGAUGGAGAGAACUGGGGUCGAUGCACAAGCUCGUCUUGGCAAAUUGAUGCACUGGUACAACAAUUGUCGCUCCUUGAAGAAGGAACAGCAAACGCGCGCGGACAUAGAGAGACCCUGCGGAGUACUGUACAGAAAUGGGCAGGCCAAAAGUGGGAGGGCGCUCGAAUCACCCGAUUCGUCGAGCGUGCAACGAAGAGAAUCGGAUGGCACUGGUAUCGGGAUCGAUAUGUCACUCGUGUGCAUCGACCUACAGCGAGCUACAAUCGGCCCCAACUCCCGGCAGGUCUUGCGAUUCCGACUGUGCCAACGGUGCUGCCAUUCCAUACCUUUACCUGUCCCAUGUCAGCUAAGCAGGUCCGACAAAUUUCGCAAAGGAAUGGCUUACGGAUUUCGGUCUCCGCGCUUCGAUCUCCAUGGUUGCCAAGACAGGUGUAUCCACCACCGAAGCCUCCGUCGCCUUGCUUGAAGGUGGGCUAUGUGUCUUCUGACUUCAACAACCACCCGCUUGCACACCUGAUGCAAUCCGUCUUCGGGAUGCACGACACGAAUCGUGUCCAGGCCUAUUGCUAUGCGACAACCCCCAGUGAUAAUUCAGUGCAUCGACGGCAGAUCCAGUCUGAGGCGCCUGUGUUUCAUGAUGCCAGCUCGUGGUCAGCAGAGAGACUUGUUCAGCAAAUCGUACAAGACGGUGUCCACAUUCUGAUCAAUCUCAACGGCUACACCCGAGGGGCUCGAAACGAGGUAUUCGCGGCACGACCGGCUCCGAUCCAAAUGUCAUUUAUGGGAUUUGCCAGUACUCUUGGCGCUGAAUGGUGCGAUUAUCUUCUUGCCGACGAGACUGCUAUCCCAGUGGAUACACUACGCCCAUGGCGGAGGAAUGUAGAUUUGAAGGACCAAUUUGUGGAAGACAACAAUGGAGGUGAUGAUGACGAGGAUUGGGUGUAUGGCGAAAACAUUAUCUAUUGCCGGGACACAUUCUUCUGUUGUGACCACCGGCAGAGCGCUCCGGAUGCGCAGGAGGAGCGACUUAGUUGGAACGAGGAGCAGAGCAAACGAUGGAAAAUGCGGAAGGAAUUGUUUCCUCAGAUCUCGGAUGACACGAUUGUUUUUGGUAACUUCAAUCAGCUCUACAAGAUCGAUCCAACAACUUUCCGAACAUGGCUACGCAUUUUGGCGCAAGUCCCCAAUUCCAUACUCUGGCUGCUUCGCUUUCCGGAUCUCGGCGAGUCACAUCUACUGGCCACUGCCCGCCAAUGGGCAGGGCUGGAAGUAGCAAAUCGGAUCAUCUUCACCGACGUGGCGCCCAAGCACCUGCACAUUUCUCGUGCGCGGGUCUGCGACUUGGUCCUCGACACUGCGGAGUGUAACGCGCACACGACUGCGGCCGACGUCCUGUGGAGCGGCACGCCACUGCUAACUUUGCCACGCUAUGGCUACAAGAUGUGCAGCCGCAUGGCCGCCAGCAUCCUCAAAGGUGCGCUGCCCAAGAACGCUGAGGGCGCGCAGGCGGCGUUAGAGCUCGUUGCGACGAGCGAGGAUGAUUAUGAGCACAAGGCAGUCGCACUCGGAAAAGCUUUUGCUUAUGUUGCCGGCAGCGAGGGCAUCGGGUGUGGGAGGUUGGCCGAGCUGAGGAAGAUGCUCUUCCACGCUCGUUGGAGUAGCGCCCUGUUUGAUACGCAACGCUGGACACGCGAUUUGGAGGAUGCCUAUGAGGAAGCCUGGCGCAGGUGGGUGGAAGGAGAGGGAGGGGAUAUUUGGCUGGACCAGAUCCCGCGCAAAUGACCAAACUUGUGAGCUAGAUCGUGUAUUGGUCGCUCGGUUUGAAUUAAUGAAUUAAGAUAUCCAGCGCCUAUGUGCGUCACAUGUUUACCGUGUUCCUCGUGCUCAAGGAGCCCACUACAUAACGCUGUCGUUUCUAGGUCGAAUUCGUCACCGUUCAUGUUGCGUGACUUUAUUUGUGAAGGCCAGUUCCAACCGCACAGGUCGUAAAACAACCGUUGCGCUCAACGUCAAUCAGAGACACAUGGCAGUGAAGAGAGGAAAGAGAAGACACGUGGUGGGAGCAU
Molecule: messenger RNA, 4901 nt
Organism: Dissoconium aciculare CBS 342.82
Lineage: Eukaryota; Fungi; Ascomycota; Dothideomycetes; Mycosphaerellales; Dissoconiaceae
Product: glycosyltransferase family 41 protein
Exons: 4
Coding region: 1-4617 (1538 amino acids)
Biological process (GO): protein O-linked glycosylation
Molecular function (GO): glycosyltransferase activity; protein binding
Source: RefSeq, a predicted model, not a curated record